Anoplophora glabripennis (Asian longhorned beetle) is the source of this 3577-nucleotide messenger RNA. RefSeq lists its product as uncharacterized. The transcript is spliced from 15 exons. Bases 134 to 3208 code for a protein of 1024 amino acids. Lineage: Eukaryota; Metazoa; Arthropoda; Insecta; Coleoptera; Cerambycidae. Gene Ontology annotation, molecular function: heme binding; monooxygenase activity; oxidoreductase activity, acting on paired donors, with incorporation or reduction of molecular oxygen. The record is from RefSeq and is a predicted model, not a curated record.
CUUUGACAAAUGUUAGUUGUGUCUAUCUACUUAUUAAAUUAAACCAAAGUUAGUCUUUAAUCAAAUCGUUGAAAAUAAAUCAAAUUAUAAUCACAUAUGGACAGUGCAUUGCGUGUGUAGUGCUCCCAGUACAAUGUUUUUCCAAACAUCAAUUCUGUGGAACUUACUAGGCAUAGUGACCGCCCUGUUUGCCGUAGUUUAUACAUAUUUCAAAUGGUCCUAUCAGUACUGGAAGAAGAGGAAUGUGCCCCAAAUUUCACCCACAAUACCCUUCGGAAACUUGACCAACCCACUGACAGAGCAUGUGGAUGAAAGCAUUGCUGAGAUAUACAAAAAGGCGAAAGACAGAGGUUGGAAAUAUUGUGGAUUGUAUAUGUUGCUGUCCCCUAACUUGUUGGUACUGGAUCUGGAGAUGGUACAAAACAUUCUAAAGAAGGAUUUCCAGUACUUCAUGGAUAGGGGAAUUUACGCGAACGAGAAAGACGACCUUCUUAGUCACAACCUGUUCUGUCUCGCCGGCUCCAGAUGGAAGAAUCUUAGAGCCAAACUGACACUGUCUUUUUCGUCUGACAAGUUGAAGGCGAUGUUCCAGACUCUGAUGGAUUGUGGUUUAAUUCUCGAGUACUACAUUGAGGAAAAAACUAAACCAGAAGAUCCUGUAGACAUCAAGGAGCUUCUAGCUUGCUUCUCCACCGACGUCAUAGGGUCCUGCGCUUUCGGCCUCGACUGUAACAGCUUCGAGGAGCCGAACUCAGUCUUCAGACGUUUCGGAAACCGAAUUUUGACCAUCACUCCGCUGACCCUCGUCAAGAAGAUGUUCUGUCAGAAUUUUCCCGAGCUGGCGCGGGUUUUGGGGAUACGCCAAGUUUCGAGAGACAUCACAGACUUCUUCAGCGGCAUGGUGAAGGAAACAGUCUCAUAUCGCGAAAAACACAAAAUUGUUAGGAGGGAUUUUCUUCAGUUGCUUCUGGAUAUCAGGAAUACAAAAGAAAGGCAGAAAAAUGUCCACAGGGUUCCAGACGAUGGUAACUCUUUAACAAUGGACGAAAUUAUCGCUCAGAGUAUCUUAUUCUUCAUAGCAAGCUAUGAAACCAGCUCCGCCACUAUGACCUUCGCCCUGUUCGAGUUGGCCAUGCAUCCCGACAUCCAGGAGAAACUCAGGGAUGAAAUCAAUACAGUUUUGGCUGGCCACGAGGACGAGGUCACCUACGAUUCGCUGAGUGAGAUGAAGUACCUGGGACAGGUUGUAGAUGAGACCCUGAGGAUUCAUCCACCGACAUCCACUCUAAUCCGUUACUGUAAUAGCGACUAUAAUGUACCUGGCGAAGAUUUGGUCAUAGAAAAAGGCACCAAACUGGUUAUAUCCGUAAAAAGCAUACAAAACGAUGAAGAAUACUGGAAGAAUCCGAAAGAGUUUGAUCCAGAUAGGUUCAGCGAUGAGAGGAAGAAGAACAUGAACCAGUGCACCUACUUGCCUUUUGGCCAGGGUCCUAGGAUGUGUAUUGGUGAAAAGUUCGGUCUGAUGCAAGUGAGGGUAGGUCUGACCUGUCUGUUGAGGAAUUUCAGGGUGAAACUGAAUAAGAAAACCACACUACCUCUAAAGACAUCUGCCAAAAACAAUGUUAAUUCUGCUGUGGGGGGCAUCUGGCUCAAUUUGGAAAGGGUGUAUGCGAUGUUUCUCCAAGCAUCAACUCUGUGGAACUUACUAGGCAUAACGACGGCCUUGUUGGCCGUAGCUUACGCUUAUACCAAGUGGUGCUUUCAGUACUGGAAGAAGAGGAAUGUGCCUUACAUUGAACCCACCAUACCCUUCGGUAACUUGGGCAGUCCGCUGAAAGAGAAUGUGGAUGAAAGCAUGGCCCAGAUGUACAAAAAGGCGAAAGUGAAAGGUUGGAAAUACUGUGGAAUGUAUAUUUCGCUGUCCCCUAACUUAUUGGUACUGGAUCUGGAGAUGAUAAAGAACAUCCUAACGAAGGAUUUCCAGUACUUCAUGGACAGAGGAACUUACACGAACGAAAAGGACGAUCCCGUCGGUUGUCACCUGUUCAACCUCACCGGUUCCAGGUGGAGGAAUCUAAGGGCCAAAUUGUCGCCGACAUUCACCUCUGGCAAGUUGAAGGCGAUGUUCCAGACUUUGGUGGACUGCGGUUUGGUUCUCGAGAACUAUAUCGAGAGUAAAAUUAAACCGGACGAAGCCGUCGACAUUAAGGAGCUUCUAGCUUGUUUCUCGACCGACGUCAUAGGAUCCUGCGCUUUUGGCCUCGACUGUAACAGCUUCAAGGAGCCAAACUCCACCUUCAGACGCUACGGAAAUAAGGUUUUCAUCAUCUCUAAGCUAACAAUCGUCAGGACGAUGUUCUAUCAGAAUUUUCCCGACCUAGCGCGGUUCUUGGGGGUGCGCCAAGUGCCCACAGACAUCGCGGAGUUCUUCAGCGGCGUGGUGAAGGACACCGUGUCGUAUCGCGAGAAGAACAACGUAGUUAGGAAGGACUUCAUGCAGUUGCUUAUGGAGAUCAGGGAUAAAAAGGAUGGGCAGGAGAAUGACCAUAGUGUUCCGGGCGACGGCACGACUUUGACAAUGGACGAAAUGAUCGCUCAGAGUUUCGUAUUCUUCGUAGCAGGCUUCGAAACCAGCUCCACCACCAUGACCUUCGCCUUAUUCGAGUUGGCCACUCAUCCAGACGCCCAGGAGAAACUCAGAGAUGAAAUCAAUAAAGUUUUGGCCAGACACGACGGCAAGGUCACCUACGAUUCGCUGAGUGAGAUGAAAUAUAUGGGACAGGUUAUAAAUGAGACUCUGAGGAUUCAUGCACCAGUGAGGACUCUACGACGGGUAUGCGUCAAAGACUAUAAGGUAUCUGGUGAGGAUUUGAUCAUAGAGAAAGGCACCAGACUGAGCAUACCCAUAAGAGGUUUACAUUACGAUGAAGAAUACUGGAGGAAUCCGAAAGAGUUUGAUCCGGAGAGGUUCAGCGAUGAGAACAGGAGGGAUAUGAACCAGUUCACUCACUUGCCUUUCGGUGAGGGUCCUAGGGUGUGUAUUGGAGAAAGAUUCGGCUUGAUGCAAGUUAGAGUGGGUCUGACCUGCCUUUUGAGGAAAUUCAGAGUGAAACUGGACAAGAAAACCACACUACCCCUAAAGAUGUCUGCCAAAGCCCUUGUUUCCUCUGCUGAGGGAGGAAUCUGGCUGAAUUUGGAAAGGGUGUAAUCAAUUAUCUAUAGUAUUAAUAUGGUAUAAGUACAAAUGAUGUAGCCCUGAUAUACAGGGUGUUCCUUAAUGAUACGCGAAUAUUUAAAGGUGUUAUUCUACAUGGAAAAUUAAUGACAGUUUGCUUUAUAAACUAUGGUCCAAAAAUGUUCCGUUGCGAAAAUAAAAAGUGUUAAAAUUUAUUAAAAAGAAAGGAUAUAUAUCAUACAUUAAGGAACAAACUGUAUAAUAAAAAUUGGUGCCAGUAAAACAAAAUUGUUUCACUGAAAUGAAUAAUUUGUGUGGAUAGAGCCAAACAAAUAUUUAUUUCUUGACACCAAACAAUUUGUUUGAAAAAAGCAAACAAAAAUUUAUUUCAUUUAUUAUUAA